Messenger RNA from Astrephomene gubernaculifera, 2685 nucleotides. Lineage: Eukaryota; Viridiplantae; Chlorophyta; Chlorophyceae; Chlamydomonadales; Astrephomenaceae. The record is from the annotation of a GenBank genome assembly.
CAACAUAGCAAUAAUGUCAGCCUUUAAUGAUGUGCUUGAGUCUCUAGUCCAGGUGAGACUUUGUGAUAGACAAGACAGUAUAGGCAUUGCACGUGUGUUGUUGUUGCCUUUGUUAAUGACAAGUGAUGUUGAAUGCUCUAUAGGCCUGCUCUCCAACUGAGGAUGACUAUAAACAGCGGAUACAGCUUAUAGAGAAUGCCCAACGGGCUCUACAGCAUCUUGGCAGCGUGGAGGAUUUGAGGGUUAUACCCUAUGGCAGCUUUGUCUCCGGAUUCUACAACUCUAACAGUGAUCUUGAUCUCGCUGUAUGCGGUCACGUACCGUCAAACCGGCUAAAGCCUGCGGCUUUAGCUGAAAUCUUUCGCGGGGCCCCCGAGGAGAGCCAUGUGCCCUUGCACAAGCUGGACAAGCGCACCCGCACGCAGCUGCUGCGGGACGCUGCCAACCGCCUGGUGACGGCGGGGGUGGCCAGCCGCGGGGCCAUGGAGUACGUGCUGCAUGCGCGCGUGCCGCUGAUCAAGUUCACGGACCGGCGCAGCGGUAUCGCGGUUGACUUGUGCCUGGGCAGUCCCGAUACCGGCUUCAAGGCGUGGAGCGUGGCGCAGGUUGCCAGCAUCCACCCCGCGUUCGGGAAGCUGUUUCGAGUGGUCAAGGUGUGGGCCAAGGCUCACGCAAUCAACGACGGCGCCGCGCACAUGUUCAACAGCUGGUGCCUCACGCUGGUGGUGAUCUUCUUCCUGCAGAGGUGUGAGCUGCUGCCGCCGCUGCAUGCGCUGCUGUACGACAAGAAGCCGGACGUGGAGGCGCCGCGCAUCAUGCAGGGCGGGGAGAAGGAGCUGGCGCCGCAGGUGUACGAGGUGAUGCGGCUGCGAGCGGAGCAGGCCGCCCAGCUGUACGGCGGCCGGCCCUGUCGCCCGCUGUCGGAGCUGUUCCGCGACUUCGUGGCGGAGAGCGGCCGCAAGCUGCGGGCGCUGCUGGCCAGCCAGGAGGUGUUCAAGCGCGGCACGCGCAUGAGCGCCUUCUUCGGCGAGCUGCUGGCGGGUCGCCCCUUCCUCGCCUCCUACGUGCUCUGUGUGGAGGACCCGUACGACGACUCCGACAACACCGCCCGCACCUUUGGCACGUGGGAGGGCAACCCGGGUACCAUCCACUACGUCACAUCCGUCUUCGAGCGCACCCUCAAACACCUGGACUUGCUGCUCAGCGGCGCCUCCAGCUCCGCCGCCGCCCCUCCCUCCCUGGCCGCCACCCUGGCCUUCCUGUUCGGCCCCGAGCUGCUGUCCCGCCUCCCGCACCUGAGCCCGCAGCUGCUGGGGCCGCAGCUGGAUGAGUGGGCGCGGGAGGCUGUGCGGGCAGGCCGGCCGGCGGGGGAGGUGCAUGAGGGCAUGCUACGGCGACUGGGAGCGGCAGAUGAGUUCGUCUCCUUCCAGUCCUUCAAGCGGCGCCACAACAUCAAGGUGUUCAACGAGGACAAAUACGCAACACCGGAGGAGAAGGCGGCUGCUGCAGAGAUCGAGGCAGCUCGCAAGGCGGCCAAGCGCGCCAAGGAUGCUGAGAAGCGGGCGGCGAAGAAGGCCAGGGAGCAGGCGGAGCGGGGAGGUCGCCAGCAGCAGCAGCAGCAACCGCCGCCGCCUGCAGCGAUGCAGCCGCCGCAGCAGGAGGGGCUUGUGGUGGCCGCGGAGGCCUCAGCGGCGGCGGCGGCGGCCCUGACUACGCGGCAGGUGCGAAGAGGCGCUGGUGUUAGAGAUGCGGUGGGGAAGCCGAGUCGAGGGUGAAAAGGACGCGUAUAAUGGUGACGCGAAUCUCACUUCGUCCCUUUUCCAAAAUGGCGCAUUGCAGACCCAUGGGUCGCAGUCUCGUCCCAGCUCCCGGAGGUCCACGGGGACGGGCGAAGGUCCCCUCCGCCCCGCCGCCGCCGUCGCUGACCCGCCGCCCUCAGCUUCGGGAUCAGCAGCAGCAGCCGCAGCAAUAGGGGCUCAACCGCCCAGCGGCCCGCCUCGACCCACACUCUCGGAAAAGGUCCGGGGUAUUCUUCAACAAGCAGUACGCAAGGCGAUGGCGCCGCUCGGCGGACGGGGUGUGCAGGAAGCCGGGGCUACCGAAGCAGUAGGGACCCACGCGGCGGAAAGCGCCGUGGCAGCGGCUCUAGGGAGGGCGCCCAGUGUGGACAAAGCGCAACGCGUCGCCUGGGCUGAUAUAGUCAGCAGCGACGGCGAGGGGGCAGACAGGCCGCCGUCACCUCCGCCACCACCGCUUCCGCCCCAGCAGCAGCAGCAGCAGCCGGCGUCGCAGCAGCAGCCGGCAUCGCAGCAGCAGCGGCACGCGUCCCGGCAGCAGCGGCGGCAAUCCUCCAAGCGCCUGCCUUCCCAAAAUGGCGCGGCAGGAGGAGGCGGAGGUGGCGACGGGCCGACGCCUUACGCCUCUUCCUCGGUUGAGGCGGCCAUGCGGGAUCUCGCAAUCGCGCAACGAGCCGGAACCGGAACCGCAGCAGCCGGCAGCUCUUCACAGGCACACGGUGGCGGCGGGUACGGCAGGCACGACAACAACGGCGCCGCAGCCGAAGGCGGCGCUGGGGCCGCAUUUGGCGGAGGCGCUGGUGCAGGAGGCAGCAGCCGGGGGGGUCAUGAUGUCCCUGACGGCAGCGACCGCCGGGUGAAGAAAACGCGCAGAAAAACGAGAGGGGGC